AUGGGACCUCUGGAGUUCCAGACGGAAAGAUGGCGACGAAUCCGGGUGCGUCAAAAAGGAGAUGAAUAUCUUUCAGAACCAAAAAGGUUUUUGAAAGGUGAUUUCGAUCGUUUCUCCCCGAGACGUCUCCGGAAGAUAGCAACACAUGCGGAACUUUUCGUGUUGGAUGGCAGAGAUAUUCUGUACCGACUGGCGCAGUCGACCAAAGAACGACAUCUGGACAUGGAAUCCGAGCUACGACUAGCCACAUACUACAUUUUUGCACACGAAGAUUAUCACGGCAGACACCAGGGUAUCAAGAGGACCCAUAAGAAACUCCGGACGGAGUUUUACUGGCCCAAUAUGUAUGCUGACGUUGAACGCUGUGGAAGAAUGUGUAGACUGUGCAAGCUGAAAGGGACGACCAGUCCUUCGCCCGGAAACAUCGAGUCAGUUUAUCCUUUCGAAGUUCUUUCGAUGGAUUUCGUGACUCAUCUUCCACAGUCCGAGCAAGGAAAUACCUUCUUGCUUCUCUUCCAAGUCAUCUUUUCCGGAUUUGUGAUGUGUAAGCCGAUGGGUUCGACUACGGCACAAGAAGUGACGGAAGCGUACGAAGAAACAGUUUUUCGACGGUUCGAAGCGAGCUCCCUUCUGAGACACAAUCAGAAUCCGAGAUUCAUGUCUGAGGUGUUCACUCGUUUCAGAGAGCUGUUGGGGAGCCGACAACGUGCAACGUUGGGUUGUCGCCCCCAAGCAAAGGUCAGCACGAUAGAUCUGUCCAGACGUACAUGGGUGGGACGCAAGGAAUACGAUCUCGGCUACGUUGGACCCGAAACCGACCAACCUCUCCGAACGGCAGCAUUUGAGUAG
This is a messenger RNA of Phytophthora megakarya, 849 nucleotides long. The record is from the annotation of a GenBank genome assembly. NCBI's taxonomy places the organism in Eukaryota, Oomycota, Peronosporomycetes, Peronosporales, Peronosporaceae.